Pestalotiopsis fici W106-1 is the source of this 783-nucleotide messenger RNA. RefSeq lists its product as uncharacterized. Lineage: Eukaryota; Fungi; Ascomycota; Sordariomycetes; Amphisphaeriales; Sporocadaceae. The record is from RefSeq and is a predicted model, not a curated record. Bases 1 to 783 code for a protein of 260 amino acids. The transcript has a single exon.
AUGAAGAUUGAGGAUCUUCAACUUUGGCAAAAUGCAGGACUAGCUUCAGACAAUAGCCAAGCACCACUUGCAAUGUGUCUCGACUCUCUCGCCCCACAGAGUCCGGCAGAUGAUGUCGUGCCAGAAGAGGCCAUUGCCAAAGACUUGAUUUGCAUCCUCAGCAAAGUAAUCAAUUUCGUCACGGCUGGAGACGCGGUCUAUCCACGAGACUAUGCCUUGCCCGAGGGCCAGCGCGUUACGUUGGCGGUUGCACAAGAUAUACUGUCACAACAUUGGCACAACAUUAGGACUGAGCUCGAAAAAUGGCAUGGAAACCUUCCACAAUCUUGUUCUUCUACAUCUCAUACUACGGCUGAUACUAUGGAGGACUCGUUGCCAGAUUCGGCACAUGAGCGACAGCAUGGUUUUCCCAAGAUUUACUACGAGACUCCGAUUUGCGCUGCCACAAUGCUGUCCUUUCACAUGGCCAGCAUACUGCUCUACGCAAAUCGUCCAAUGGAGUCGACGGCAAUUCGGUCCUCGGUCUCGGCACGGUUGCGCCACUAUCAGCAGGACAUGCAGCGCACCAAUCGACACGCCCGAGACGUAUGCGGUAUCGUGGGUCAGGAGCGCUCAGAGUCUGUUCUGGUCCAUGCUAUUCAACCGCUAUUCGUGGCCGGACAGGUGUUCUCCACGCUGCAGGACCAAGCGGCAGUAUCUAGCUUGUUGAAAAAUAUUGAGGAUAAGACUGGAUGGUCGACAUCGUGGUUUAUUGAUACAAUGCGGAAAAAUUGGAACGCGUGA